Symbiodinium pilosum is the source of this 194-nucleotide messenger RNA. NCBI's taxonomy places the organism in Eukaryota, Dinophyceae, Suessiales, Symbiodiniaceae. The record is from the annotation of a GenBank genome assembly.
GUGCAGAUGAAUUGGUUGAUUGCUUGGAGGCUGUGGUUGACAUGGCCGGUGCGUGUUCGGCACUUUCGGCACUGUGGACCAAAUCAGAGAUGAUCUCGCCCGACAACCUGCUGCAAAUGACUCCGCUUUUGAUUCUGAUCAGCAUGGCGGCCGGUCAGGCCGUUCGCCCAAGCCCAGCCGGCCAGAGUCCCUGA